Molecule: messenger RNA, 1536 nt
Organism: Gamsiella multidivaricata
Lineage: Eukaryota; Fungi; Mortierellomycota; Mortierellomycetes; Mortierellales; Mortierellaceae
Product: nucleoside phosphatase GDA1/CD39
Exons: 3
Biological process (GO): nucleoside diphosphate catabolic process
Cellular component (GO): membrane
Molecular function (GO): nucleoside diphosphate phosphatase activity
Source: RefSeq, a predicted model, not a curated record
UUUUUUUUUUUUUCUUUUCUUUUUUCUUUUUUCUUUUUUCUUCUUUUUUGUUAUUCUCGUUAUUGUCGUUAUCGUUCUUUGCUCUCUGCUUCUGAAAUGAGCGCUAGACAUUCCGAAACAUGGCUGCAGAACCGGCAAUUCGGAAUCGUCAUCGAUGCCGGCUCAUCAGGCUCAAGGAUUCACAUCUACUCAUGGAUCAACCGCCAGCACCUCAAAGAAACCGCCCCUGCCCGCGACCUCGUCGGCGUGCUACCCACUAUCGAACCAGGAGUCGAAUCGGAUUCCCCGCACUCUGCAGACUGGACUAUGAAAACCGAACCAGGCAUUGCGGAUUUCAAGGACAGACCAGAGGAUGUGGGCGAACAUCUGGAACCGCUCCUCGACCACGCCCUGGAGAUCAUCCCCGAAUCCGAGAUCCAUCGCACGCCCAUCUACCUCCUUGCUACAGCAGGCCUCCGUCUCGUCCAGGAUGAUAUCCGGGAACAGAUCCUCGCCAAUUCCUGUAGUUACAUCAGAGAAAACUACAGUUUCCAUAUUGGCGAGUGCAAAGACCACAUCAAAAACAUCACAGGAGAGGAAGAGGGCAUCUACGGAUGGGUCGCUAUCAAUUACCUGAUGGGCGGAUUCGACAACGGAGGCGUCAAGAUGAUCGAGUCUGUGACGGAUUCGAUGCCACAUCGACACACGCUCGGCUUCUUGGACAUGGGUGGAGCCAGUACCCAGAUUGCAUUCGAGCCAUCACCCACGGCUUCAGAGGAACAUGCCAACGACCUGACCAAGGUCAGCCUCAACACCCUGGACGGCCAGACCCUCGAGUACCAUGUGUUUGUCACCACAUUCCUGGGCUAUGGAUCGAAUCAGGCACGGAGACGGUAUGUGAAGGAUUAUCUGCUGUCGACCAACAAGGACUUGCUCGAGUCACCGAAACCAGGGGUUCAGAUCACAAUCGAAGACCCCUGUCUGCCAAAGAACCUGCAGCUCAGCGAAACGCACACCAUACCGCAUGUGCCCCUGAUGGGUUCAGGGUCGUUCACGGAAUGUCUGAAGAGGGUCGAGAUGCUGUUGAACAAGGACAAGGAAUGUACCGACGUCCCCUGUCUCUUCAAUGGCGUCCACACCCCGCCGAUCGACUUCAACAUCAACACGUUCAUCGGGGUCUCGGAGUACUGGUAUUCGUCCCAUGAUAUCCUCGGUCUCGGGGGCGCCUACGAUUAUGCGGAAUUCGAGCAAAAGUCGGCCGAGUUUUGUAAUUCUGAAUGGGAGGACAUCAAGGCACGACCGGAUUAUCAGGGACAAUCACAGGAUCGACUGGAAAUGCAGUGUUUCAAAUCCGCGUGGCUCUCGAAUGUGUUGCACGGCGGAUUCGGCCUGCCACGGUUUGGUGAGAAGGGAGCCAUUGGAUCGGAGGAGCAGUCGAACGAGGUCCUGGAGAAGGCAGAAGAGUCCAUCAAGAACAAGAACUGGAGGCCGCCUUUCCAGAGCAUCAACGCCAUCAAGGAUAUUCAGGUGACCUGGACACUGGGGGCGAUGCUGUUG